AUCUUUUUCCUUUUUGGUUAGUAAUCAAGUCUUGCACCCAAAAACGCAUUGGGUUGCACGGUUCCACCUUCCACCCUUGGCCUCGUGUUGCCCACCCACCCCAGGCAAUUUCAACAGAAUAGACCUCGUGGCGAAACAAUUUCAACGACGAUAACCCUUUUGCUCAGCGCCGACACUUAGGCAUUAAAUCUGGGGAUAUCGCGCCUUCAGGGGAAGGCGCCGAAUACCUGCCAGCGUGGCCAGCCAGCGACAACAUGGCACUUAGGGGCCCACGAAGCAAGUCAAGUAGCGUCCAGGCGUUCGGCGCUAUCGUCUCUGCAACUUAAGGCGCGGCCGUUCCCAUGUCAGCAUGGGCAGUAGCCUUUGCAUCGGCCGCAGGAACAGCCCGGCGCUCCCCUCCGCGCGAUCCGGCAGAAACCAUGGCGCUUUUACAUGAGCAUUACGAUCAGCAUCACCGCGGGCGUAUUAUGCGGGAAGAAGCAUGGGAAUUAAGACCGUUGAAACUCCGGUCUCACGGGGCAUCAUCCAACGCCAUGCGGUAUGAUGAGCGGUACACACCGUACAUCGAGAUGACGGGCCUCCUCCCUUUCAUACAGCUUGUAACCCGGUCCACGAUGUCGUUGAACGCUACUGCAAUCACCGCGCUUGUGGACCGGUGGAGGCCUGAGACGCAUACCAUUCAUCUCAUGAUUGGUGAGAUGACGGUGACGCUCCAGGAUGUAUCCAUGAUACUCGCACUUCCAAUCGAGGGGGAACCGGUCUGCUUGAAUACCAACUCUUCGGGAUGGCGCGGGAAGAUGCAGCUUCUUAUUGGUAGAGCUCCCGCUGAGCCUGAAGACCCCAUGCAUGAUAGGGUACCUGCUGGCGCCACUUAUACUUGGAUCACGUAGAACUUCGCGCAGUGCCCCGAUGAUGCUACAGAUGCGGUGGUCCAGCAGUACGCUCGCGUGUACGUUUGGUAUGUCAUCACUAGGACUCUAUUUGCCGAUGGGGGUGGCAGGACAGCCCAAUGGAUGUGGCUGGAGGCUUUGACUCUUUGGGACACGAAAUGGAGCUGAAGCCUCAGAAGCCGACCAAGCGAUUUACACCUUCUGAUUAUGAGAAGAGAAAGAACGUUGUCUUCGAUGCUGCCGAUGAAGAUGAGGAAGAAGAGGAAGAGGCAGAGGAAGAUGUGCAACCUGUUGGGCGAAGGAAGAGAGCGAUUCGGAAAGCUACUGCACACUCAACUAGGGGUAGGAGAAAUAAGUAGAUCGAACUCUAUUUGGUUGUUUUUACUUUCGACUUGGUUGUCUUAGGAUGAUGUGAACGUUAUAUGUAGUCAUAUGCUUUUCUUGCAAAAUGCAUUAGUAAUGCUCAGUUAUUCAUUAUGAGUUGUUCUGGAAAUUU
Molecule: messenger RNA, 1386 nt
Organism: Brachypodium distachyon (stiff brome)
Lineage: Eukaryota; Viridiplantae; Streptophyta; Magnoliopsida; Poales; Poaceae
Product: protein MAIN-LIKE 2-like
Exons: 3
Coding region: 342-890 (182 amino acids)
Biological process (GO): meristem maintenance; meristem development
Source: RefSeq, a predicted model, not a curated record